AUGUCGUUUCUCGGCGGGCCAGAAUGCAGCACCGGCGCAAACCCCCUGGCCCAGUUCCAGAAACAAACGGGCGCCGACACCUCCCUCCAGCGCGAUCGUCUCACGAAUCUGCAGCCACAGCAACUGAAUGGCUUCCGCAGUGGACAGCAACGACCUGACGAUGCUGCCUUCCAAGACUUCGCGCAGCAGGGUCCGCAAAUUGGUGAAAUGCUGCCCAAUGAAGCCUUUCACCUGGAGCAAUUGCGACGAGAGCAGGAGCAUUUCGAGCGAGCAAGCGGUGGUGGCAACAAUGGCAACUGGGCUGGUGAAUUCGCGCAGCAGGGCCCACGUUUUGCUCCAGAGGAGUUUGCUCAGCAGCAGCGAACGGCACCCGGUUCGUUCACCCCCCAGGAUUUCGCGCAGUUCCGCCAGUCGCAGAUGUCGCCUCGCACGCAAAGCCCAAGUCUGCAGCAGUCAACCUACCAGCGACCUUCCAUGUACGGAUCUGGAUUCGGAAUGCAGCGGCCGAUGAUGGGCGGCUUUCAGCCGCAAAUGUAUGGGCAGCAGCCGCAGCAACAAUACGAGGGCAAGGGCAAGUCUCGCGUGCAGGAGCUCAGCGACACCGACUGGGAGAAGCAGUUUGAGGAGUUGUCCACCGAAGAUAAGGAGGCAGAUCUCGAGCAACUAGACCGCGAAGCCGAACAGGCGGUGGAGAAGGAGCUAAACGAUCUAGAUAGGAACAUGCUCGCGGAAGAUGAGUUAGCGGGCCACUUUGGCGACGAAUACGAUCAGUGGAAGGACUUCGAUGGUCUGGGCCACAAUUUCGACACGUUUCAAAACGACUACAACACGCAGCCUAAUUUGGGCAACUACAUGUUCGAGGAGAACAACCUGUUUAAUGAUGUGCCCAACGCUUACGAGGAGGGCAUGAAGAUCGUGCGCGAGGGCGGCAACCUCAGUCUUGCAGCAUUGGCUUUUGAGGCUGCGGUGCAGAAGCAGGAUGACUUUGUCGAGGCUUGGGUUGCUCUCGGUCAGGCCCAGGCUCAAAAUGAGAAAGAGUCGCCGGCAAUUCGAGCCUUGGAGCACGCCAUCAAGCUGGAUCCUGGUAAUUUGGAAGCACUUAUGGGUCUGGCAGUGUCGUACACAAACGAAGGAUAUGAUACUCUUGCCUACCGGACUCUGGAAAGAUGGGUUGCUUCGAAGUAUCCUCAGCUAGGGGUCACGCCUCGCGGCAUGGAAGCAGAGGAGGAUAUGGGCUUCACGGAUCGACACAUGCUCCAMGAGAAGGUGACUGGCUACUUCCUCGAGGCUGCACAACUCAACCCCGAGGGCGGCGACGUCGACGUUGACGUCCAGGUCGGUCUGGGUGUUCUGUUUUACGGCAGCGAGGAUUACGACAAAGCUGUCGACUGCUUCACAGCUGCUUUGAAUAGCCAUCAACACGGCUCGAUGAAGCGCGAAGGCGAGGAGCACCUCCUCUGGAACAGGCUUGGUGCCACCCUGGCGAACAGCUCUCGCUCAGAGGAAGCCAUCGAGGCAUAUUCGCGGGCCUUGGAACUACGGCCCAACUUUGUGCGAGCACGCUACAACCUCGGCGUGUCAUGUAUCAACCUGGGCGUUUUGGAGGAGGCAGCCGGACAUCUUCUCGGUGCUCUGUCCAUGCACCGAGUUCAGGAAAGCGAGGGCCGAGCGAAAGCUGCGGAGAUACUGAGGGAUGGUAAUGGCAAUGAUGCCGACGGCCGGGCUGUCGAUGAUCUGCUUCGGCAGAAUGAGAGCACGAACUUGUAUGAUACUUUGCGAAGGGUCUUCACUCAAAUGGAUCGAAGGGAUCUAUCAACCAUGGUUGGCGCGGACAUGAAUCUAGAUGCGCUGCGAGGGCAAUUCGACUUUUAG
Ramularia collo-cygni is the source of this 1872-nucleotide messenger RNA. Its product is annotated as related to peroxisomal targeting signal receptor. The transcript has 2 exons. The coding region runs from base 1 to 1872 and encodes 623 amino acids. Gene Ontology annotation, molecular function: protein binding. Gene Ontology annotation, cellular component: peroxisomal membrane; cytosol. Gene Ontology annotation, biological process: protein import into peroxisome matrix, docking. NCBI's taxonomy places the organism in Eukaryota, Fungi, Ascomycota, Dothideomycetes, Mycosphaerellales, Mycosphaerellaceae. The record is from RefSeq and is a predicted model, not a curated record.